Molecule: messenger RNA, 1161 nt
Organism: Pteronotus mesoamericanus
Lineage: Eukaryota; Metazoa; Chordata; Mammalia; Chiroptera; Mormoopidae
Product: vascular non-inflammatory molecule 3-like
Biological process (GO): pantothenate metabolic process
Molecular function (GO): pantetheine hydrolase activity
Source: RefSeq, a predicted model, not a curated record
AUGGCCAAUGACAGGUUUGGCUAUGCUCCAGUACAAGAAAGUCUCAGCUGCCUGGCCAAGGACAACUCUAUCUACAUGGUGGCAAAUAUUGGGGACAAGAAACAGUGCAAUGCCAGUGACCCCCAGUGUCCCUCUCAUGGUCAUAACCAAUACAACACUGAUGUGGUGUUUGAUUCUGAGGGUAGGCUGGUGACACACUACCAUAGGUACAAUCUUUUUGCACAUGAAAUUCAGUUUGAUUUCCCCAAAGAUUCAGAAUUUGGGACUUUUGACACUCUUUUUGGGAAGUUUGACAUUUUCACUUGCUUUGACAUUUUUUCUCAUGAUCCGGCUGUAGUCGUGGUGGAAAAGUUUCAAGUUGACAGUGUUCUCUUCCCUACGGCAUGGGGCAACACGCUGCCCCUCCUCUCAGCUGUCCCCUUCCACUCGUCAUGGGCCAGAGGCAUGAGAGUUAACCUGCUUGCAGCAAAUGCCCACAAUGCCACCGAGCAUAUGACAGGGAGUGGAAUCUACAUGCCUGAAGCAGUCAAGGUGUGUCACUAUGACGUGGAAACAGAGAGCGGCCAGCUGUUGCUCUGCAUGAAGUCCUGGCCUCAAAGUGAACCCUCCUACCCUGCACCUGUUGGCUGGAAUGCUUAUGCCAAAGGCAUCCAGCAGUUCUCAUCUGAACAGUCGGACUUUCCUGGGAUGUUUUAUUUUGAUGAGUUCACCUUCACUGAGCUUAAGAAGCACACCGUUUGCCAGAAAGACCUGUGCUGUCACUUAACUUACAAGAUGUCUGAGAAGCGAGCAGGUAAGAUGUACGCACUGGGAGCUUUUGAUGGACUGCUCACAGUAGAAGGCCAAUAUUACCUGCAGAUAUACACGUUACUGAAGUGUCAAACUACUGACCUGAGAACUUGUGGGGAGCCCAUUGGAUCUGCUUUUACCAAGUUUGAAGAAUUCUCCCUCAGUGGCACAUUUGGAACGAGUUAUGUUUUUCCACAGAUCACUCUAAGUGGGACUCAGCUUGCCCCCCAAACGCAUUAUGAGAUUUCAAGAGACGGACGUCUGAAGAGCAGAAGCGGAGCCCCUUUGCCUGUCUUAGCUAUGGCCCUGUAUGGAAGAGUGUUCAAGGAGGACUCUCUGGAAUUAGGGCAGGGGCCAGGGAAAUUAGAAUGA